UCUCUAGGGAAACGAUGGGAGGAGAUGGAGCUGGGAUUGUCUACUGCAUUGCGAGCCUGGACACCAAAGGUAAGGAGCUCGACUAUCUCAUCAAAUGCAUCUGCGAAGCCUUGGAUCUCUUCCACGCUCAGGCAAAGAUCGUUACCGUAGAUGUCUCAACUUCACGAGAUCACGACUCCAAGAACACCGGCGACGAGUUUGUCAGCCGAGAAACAGUUCUCUCGCAUCACCCAGAUGCGAGAUCUCGAGAAUUAUCUUCACUGCCAGCGGAAAGAGGGGCGGCGACUUCCGUCAUGGCCGCUGCUCUGGAGGGCUUCCUCAGGACAAAAUCCGCAGCCGCGGGGGCGAUUGGAGUUGGAGGAAGCGGAGGAACUGGGAUGAUCUCCCCGGCUCUUAGAAAUUUGUCCAUUGGAAUCCCCAAAGUUAUCGUCUCCACGGUUGCUAGCGGCAACACGGCGGCUUACAUCGGGUCGAGUGAUCUCAUAUUGGUUCCAUCAGUGGUGGACGUUGCCGGGAUUAACAGCGUAAGCACCACCAUCUUCGCUAACGCCGCAGCGGCGUUUGCCGGGAUGGUAGCAGCAAGGGUGCCGAGAAAACUCUCUACUGCUGGAGUGAUCCAGGAAAAACUUUCGGCAAGGCCGAGUGUUGGUGUGACCAUGUUUGGAGUGACAACUCCCUGCGUGACCGCGGUUCGUGAGGAGCUCGAGCGGCGAGGAUACGAAGUUGUUGUGUUCCAUGCCACGGGCACUGGUGGAAAAGCCAUGGAAAAUCUAGUAGCUCAAGGAUUCUUCCAGGCAGUGCUCGAUCUUACUACCACCGAGGUGGCCGAUCACAUUGUCGGUGGUGUAAUGGCUUGCGAUGAGAAUCGAUUCACGUCAACCGUGGAGAAAAAAAUUCCUCUUGUUCUUAGCCUUGGAGCUCUCGACAUGGUGAACUUUGGAAGCAAGGAGACAGUCCCUUCGGAGUUUUCUGGACGUAAAUUCCACGUCCAUAACAGCCAGGUGACUUUGAUGCGGACAACAGCAGAGGAAAAUCGAAAGUUUGCAAAGUUUAUAGCCGAGCGUGUCAACAGAUCUUCGGCUCCUGUUCGGAUCUUGUGCCCUCUCAAGGGAGUUUCAGCGCUUGACGCCGAAGGCAUGCCAUUUUUCUGUCCUGAGGCAACAGAUGCUUUGCUAGACGAGCUCAAGAAAGAAAUACAUCAAACGCCUGACAGACAGCUAGAGUUCCUUCCUUGCAACAUAAAUGAUCCCGAGUACUCUCGAGCUGUCGUCGAAGCAUUUCUGGAACUCGUGCCUCCCGUUGAUCAGGCGAAAAUUCCUCCAGCUGAUGAACUUGACAAUACCUCGACUAAAUCUACCAGCGUCACCAGGAAACCUCCACUUCCUAGUAUCAGAAAAGACGCAAAACCAGGUAGCUAUUUUUGUUUGAUCCACUCACGCACACACUGUUUUAUCGUUCCAGAAACAGUUCUAGCACGCGAGACAAUCCUUGCAAAUCUGAAGAAGCAAAUUAAAGAUGGAGCUCCUGUAAUCGGUGCUGGCGCUGGGACUGGAAUCUCUGCAAAGUUUGAGGAGGAAGGAGGAGUGGACUUGAUCGUCAUCUAUAACUCUGGACGCUUCCGGAUGGCCGGGAGAGGUUCUCUCGCGGGUUUGCUACCGUUCAAAGAUGCCAACGCUGUCGUUGUUGACAUGGCCAACGAAGUUCUUCCGGUUGUGAAGAAAACUCCAGUUCUUGCUGGAGUAUGCGCCACAGAUCCUUUCCGGCAAAUGAGUCGCUUCCUACGCGAGCUCGAGCAGAUUGGAUUUGUCGGUGUGCAAAACUUCCCUACUGUAGGACUUUUUGACGGGAACUUUCGACAAAACCUUGAAGAAACUGGCAUGGGAUUCGGGGCGGAAGUGGAGAUGAUAAAACAGGCUCACGAAAUGGGACUUAUAACAACACCGUAUGCGUUUAACGAGGAAGAGUCACGAGCAAUGGCUCAAGCCGGCGCGGACAUAAUCGUGGCUCAUAUGGGACUCACCACCGCCGGCUCCAUUGGUGCUAGCACCGCUCUCACGCUCGAUCAAAGUGUGGAUCGCGUCCAAAAGAUCGCCAACGCAGCCUCAGAGAUAAAUCCAGACAUCAUAGUCCUGUGUCACGGAGGACCGAUCGCUGGACCCGAGGACGCCAAGUAUGUUCUCCAGAGAACCACGGGAGUUCAUGGAUUCUAUGGAGCUUCUAGCAUGGAGAGAUUGCCAGUGGAGAGAGCUAUACGAGAGACAGUGUGCCAGUACAAGGCGAUCACAAAAUAAACGCUCCAGAUUUUGCUCUCCUAAGAGGCGCCAAAUUGAACGGCCAGGAUUUGACAAGCCGUAAAUUUAGAAUGUUUAAUAGGAAAUAGAAUAUACCACGAACAAAUUAAAGCUUC
Selaginella moellendorffii is the source of this 2407-nucleotide messenger RNA. Its product is annotated as UPF0261 protein RA0729. The transcript has 8 exons. Gene Ontology annotation, molecular function: catalytic activity. NCBI's taxonomy places the organism in Eukaryota, Viridiplantae, Streptophyta, Lycopodiopsida, Selaginellales, Selaginellaceae. Bases 15 to 2291 code for a protein of 758 amino acids. The record is from RefSeq and is a predicted model, not a curated record.